CCGCCCAUCGCCGCCGUGGGGCCGCCCCUUCCCGCGAUAGCGCCGUCCCGGUGUCAUGGCGGCGGCGGAGGAGCCCGAGGUGGACAUCGAGGGGGACCCGGGGGCCCCGCCGGGAGAUCAUGAAAACCCAGCAUCAAGCCUGCUGCAGGAUCACUACCUCGAUUCAUCUUGGAGAACUGGCAACAGUCUUCCCUGGACAUUGGACAGCAGCAUUAGUGAAGAAAACAGGGCUGUCAUUGAGAAGAUGUUGCUGGAAGAAGAGUAUUAUUUAUCUAAUAAAUCACUUUCUGAAAAAAUAUGGCUCAACCGAAAGGAAGUGGAGAAAAGAUCUGUGAAAAGCCCUCAUAAGAAAACUGGAAAAGUCAUGGUCCGGUCACCUGCAAAACCACCUGGCUGCUCCCUGAAGUGGACAUUGGAGGAAAAAGAGCUGUUUGAACAAGGACUGGUGAAAUUUGGCCGCCGGUGGACAAAAAUCGCCAAGUUGAUCGGGAGUCGAACUGUCCUACAAGUCAAGAGCUACGCUCGGCAGUACUUUAGGAACAAGGCAAAAAAUGGUGAUUCUGAAAAAGAAGAGCAAAGUCAGCGUGGGAGCAGUGUUCCCAUGGAAGAUGGGAUAAGGGCGGAAACUGGAAAUUUGAGAGGCCGUGCAGACCCUAAUCUGAAUGCAGUGAAAAUUGAAAAGCUGUCAGAUGAUGAAGAAGUAGACAUAACUGAUGACAUGGAUGAGCUACUCUCUCCUACCUUCCAGCAAGAAACUGGAAAAUCUGAAUUAUCUGUUAUUCCAAAAAGUCCAGUUGAAGAAACAAAAGGAAUGGAACACGGUUUGUCAUCUGCUGGACACAGUUCUGCAAUUGCUUUGCCUAAAGAAGAUCCUCAGCAGACCAGGCAGGAUACAGUGGAUGCCUUGGUAUUUCCUGCUGUGGCAGCAACGUGUUCCCAGCACCUGAAUGGUGAUAAAUCUUUGAGUUUAGAUUUCCAGCAGUACAAUAAUUAUAUUGAGAGAGCUGAACAAGGAGGAGCAGUAACAUCUCUUGGUACUGGACAAGCGACUGCUCAGGAGCCCAGUGAGGAGCAAAGAAACCCAGCUGACAAUGGAUUGCUUUUUCCUUCCCCCUGCCAAGCGGAUGAAGAUCAUCAAGAAGAAGCAGAGGAGCUGAAGCCCCCUGAUCAAGAAGUGGAGGUUGACAGGAGCAUCAUUCUGGAGGAGGAAAAGCAGGCUAUUCCCGAGUUCUUUGAAGGGCGCCAGGCCAAAACACCAGAGCGUUACUUGAAAAUCAGGAAUUAUAUUUUGGAUCAAUGGGAGAGAUGUAAACCCAAGUACCUGAACAAGACCUCGGUGCGUCCGGGCCUGAAGAACUGCGGUGACGUCAACUGCAUUGGCCGGAUCCACACGUACCUGGAACUCAUCGGGGCCAUUAACUUCGGCUGUGAGCAGGCCGUGUACAACCGGCCCCAGGCAGCCGACAGGACGCGCUCCCGGGAAGGCAAGGACACGGUGGAAGCCUAUCAGCUCGCACAGCGCCUGCAGUCCAUGCGCACAAGAAGGCGGCGAGUGCGAGACCCCUGGGGAAACUGGUGUGAUGCCAAGGAUUUGGAAGGACAGACAUUCGAGCAUCUCUCAGCUGAAGAAUUAGCAAGAAGGAGAGAGGAAGAAAAACUGAAACCUGCAAAAUCUUCCAAAGGUUCGAGACAACCCAAAAGUUCCUUUGAUCCCUUUCAGCUGAUACCCUGCUGUCUGUUCACGGAGGAGAAGCAGGAGCCUUUUAAGGUGAAAGUGUCUUCUGAAGCACUUCUAGUAAUGGAUUUGCACUCUCAUGUGUCUCUGGCAGAAGUGAUAGGGCUGCUGGGUGGAAGGUACUCUGAAGCUGAUAAAAUUGUGGAAGUGUGUGCAGCAGAGCCCUGCAACAGCCUCAGCACAGGCCUGCAGUGCGAGAUGGAUCCGGUGUCCCAGACACAGGCCUCGGAAACACUGGCUGCCAGAGGAUUCCAGGUCAUUGGAUGGUACCAUUCCCACCCAGCCUUCGAUCCCAACCCCUCCAUACGAGACAUAGACACUCAAGCCAAAUACCAGAGCUAUUUCUCCCGGGGAGGUGCCAUGUUCAUCGGAAUGAUCAUCAGCCCUUACAACCGAAAUAAUCCCCUGCCAUAUUCCCAGAUCACCUGUCUGGUCAUUAGUGAUGAGAUCAGUGCUGAUGGUUCCUACCGCCUGCCCUACAAAUUCGAAGUGCAGCAGAUGUUGGAGGAGCCUCAGUGGGAAUUAGUAUUUGAAAAAACAAGGUGGAUAAUUGAAAAGUACAGAUUUUGCCACAGCAGCGUCCCCAUGGAUAAAAUUUUUCAUAGGGAUUCUGACCUGACUUGUUUGCAGAAACUUUUGGAGUGCAUGAGGAAGACUUUGGGCAAGGUAACAAACUGCCUCAUUGCUGAAGAGUUCUUGACUCAGAUAGAAAACUUAUUCCUUUCCACAUACAAGAGUGAGGAAAAGGGCAGUGCUGAAGGAAGUGAGAAGGAAUGUUCACACCAAUUGCCACUGUGAUGGCUUUGGCAAACCAAAGUGAUGGAAUUUGGAUGUUAUUUUUUGAUUUCUCUCCUUCCUCCUCAUUAUGUCAACUCUUUCAGAACUGUUACCCACCUCAGUAGUGACUGUUACAGAAUCCAGUGUCAUCUUAUCUUGGUGGUUUAAAGAUACUUUGGAAGCUCUUUUUGUGUGUGACCCCAGUGCCCAAGGGAGGCUCAGGCUAACGAGGGACGCAGCAUUAAUUGAGUGACUGCUCUGGGAGAAGGACACCUGUCAGGAAUACUGUGCAUCCAUCUUCAAGGAGAGUUUGUCCUCUCUCAGGUCUUCCAGUUUGGGAAUUUUCUCUUAAUGUUGUCUCCAGGUACCCAUCUAACUCAGGAUGAAUUAAUGCUUUAGAGGUUGUAAGUUUGAAUGAAUUCACAGAAGAGAAACUUAACUGAAAUGAGAACUUUGUAGCUCCAACUCUCCUAGUAUCCAGCCUGAAGUUUUAUUCAGUUGUAGCAAAAUACAUCACCUGAUUUCUUUGCUUUUAUUACUGUUUUUCCCCAUUCAUCCUGAUGGUCAAGUAGCUUUUUGGCACAUUCUUUGCCAUCUUGUUUCUGUAUUGGGGAGGAAAAGCUGGCAAGUUUUCAUGACUUCUCAGUAGUGCCUGUGCUUGUUUCCAGUGGAAAUGCAACCUUUCUGACCUUCCAUUCUAUGGGGAGGUUUUACCUUGUUCUCCAGAUCCUUGCCGUUUGUCCAUUUGGAAUUGCCACUGUUUCCUGUGGAAACACGAGCUCUGGGUUGAUGGCAAACUGGGGGCAAGGAGAAGAAAAGUAUUUGUGUUUGUAAAGAAAAAAAAAAUCCCAACUUUUAUAUUCGGAGUCUUCUCUGUAAUGUACAGUUUAAUAAGAAAACACUGGUUUAUAUCAGUUUCUCAGUUAUGAUUUCUUACAGGUGUAUAUUUAGAUAAAUCAGUCACAGAUUGAUCUUGAUUGGAGAAGUUUCCUGAUUGCAACUUGGAAAUGUUUCGUGAGCUGUAUCACUGUGACUCUUUAUAGAAGAAAUGUGUUUUAAAUUUUGCUUUCUAAAGAAACUUGACCUGUCUACAGGUAUUUACACAGGUUUAUCUUGGGCAAAGUUUCUCAGAGAGGUCUAAAAUGUAUUUGAAAACCUGAAACAAGACAUCGAGUUUAUAUCCAGAGGGGAGAGAACGGGCUCAAGUUUUAUUUUAAGAAAAAAUAUGUGUGUGUAUAUAUCUAGUUCUACAUAACAUAAAUGGAAUUUUAAGAUUUUAUAUGUUUCAGCUUUUCAUUUAUAUAGAAUUUGAAAAGCUUUAAAAUCAUAGAGCUGCAUCCCAAGGAGGGAAGCCCUUCACAGGAAGUUGAUGUUACGGUUUUUACCAUGAAAUGUCAGACUCUUUCUGUCACUGAGGGGAAGGUGCAGAACCUGAUCAAAGGAAAAUGGGAGCUCUUGAUACUCAGUGAUUUUCCCACAUUCAAGAGCCGUGGACUCAAAAGUACUGGUGGAUGUUCUGUGCUCUCUUCUAUGUUCAGAUCUGCAGAUGCAGAGCUUUGGGUGUGUGAUUUACCACUGGUGCACCCAUCUGUGUCCAGUGUGUUGGCUCAGUCUGCACUUACUCUAAACUGUCAUCUUUGGGACUUCCUCACUCCCAAUACUGCAUGGAUUUCUGUAUUCCUAAUUAAACUACACUCUGAGUGGGAAGGCAUUCCUGACAGCUCAGUUGUGGGUGCUGUGCAGUGCAUGGUGUUGGGUUCAGUUUUCCAUAGGUUCUCUAGGAAAUCCCCCAGGAUCAAUGUACACGGACAGCUGUAAUUUGUGCUGGUUGAUAGCAGGAGAAUUUUGAGCCCCUGUGUAACAUCAGUAUGAAGUAGAUCCUGUUCACUGUCCUCAUAGGGUCUAUUCCCAGCCCUUUAAGGAUGGAUCAGGAUUACCCAAGCAGUGGUAACUGUGCUGGCUACUUCUCUCUGUAGUGAUUACAAUGAAUUAAAGUAACACAGUUGUAUCAAUUGGAUUUAACAGAGAUGUUAUAUAAGGAAGUUCUGAGUGACACACACUUUUGAAGUGGUUUGUCUCUGGGAAGAGGACAUGGUGCAGGACCGAGCCUUUGGCAUGCACAGAGACUCCAGAUAUUCUGAGUUUAUGAGCAGGGUGGUGUGGAGAAAAUACAAUGCUGGUACCGUUGGGAUCCAGUCUUGCACACGGAAUUGUAUGGGAAUUGGAAAGAGCACAGUUGUGAUGCUGAGUAAUGAUUUUGUUGGCAGGAGCUGUGGUAAGAAAAUAACUAAUCUGCUUUUCAGCAUUUAGUUGGUCUGAAUAGUUAAUAAGGAGAGUUUGGAAGUUGCAGGCUUCCCAGGAGGUAAAAAUCUGUUUUACUAAUGUGCCAGUUCUGCUACCAAACACAUAUCAGGCAUGAAAAUUCUUUAUUACAAAGCUUUUUUUUUCCCCAUCCAGGCUUUGUUUCAGUGCACUUGUGAGGAUUAAUCCACUGUUCCUUUCUGUAGGUCCAGUGUUACACCCUGCCAAGGUGUUGCUCAGGAGAUGAGGAAUGGUUGAGCAGUGAGUAGAAUGAUACAGUUAAAACUGAAAUUCGAGUUUAAAAUAGGAAGAAAUAAAUUAAAAACAAACAGGCGACCACAAAAAAAACCAAACAACCCCCCAAGAUGUCACUUGUGCAAAUAUCCUUGAAGGGCAUUUGUUGGCUGAAUUAUGUUUUGCUCUCUCAGUUUCCAGCAGUGCUGCUUCACAGGGCACAGAUCUUGUGUACAAAGGGGAGGGAACAUCUCUAUUUUUAUGUUUUUAAAAUAAGUAAUUUUCCAAGAACAAUUCAGGUGAGGAAAAUGAACAAACCCCAAAACCAAACAGAAAGUUAACACUGUUGCCACUGAUGUUAAGUACUGUUUUUCCUUUGCUUGCUUCUCUGCUAUUCCUGACUGAUGAUAGAGAAGAGUCUGCUAAUAAAGACUGUGUAUGCAAUGCCCUGAAA
This is a messenger RNA of Pipra filicauda (Wire-tailed manakin), 5501 nucleotides long. It is a transcript of the gene MYSM1, whose product is annotated as Myb like, SWIRM and MPN domains 1. The transcript has 20 exons. Gene Ontology annotation, biological process: double-strand break repair. Gene Ontology annotation, cellular component: BRISC complex; BRCA1-A complex. Gene Ontology annotation, molecular function: polyubiquitin modification-dependent protein binding; metallopeptidase activity. The coding region runs from base 56 to 2533 and encodes 825 amino acids. Lineage: Eukaryota; Metazoa; Chordata; Aves; Passeriformes; Pipridae. The record is from RefSeq and is a predicted model, not a curated record.